CCCAUCGGUUGCUUUCACCCGUAAGCCCUUCCCGGAUAACAAAAAGUGGAAGGUGAAGCAGCCAUGGCGACCAUCACGGCGCCUCCCUGCUCCCCCUCUCCAUCGUGUAUGUUCCUCACCCGCAGCUAUUGCUGCUCGAGGUCGGCGCCAAGAGCGGCCAUCCGCUCAUCUGCUGUGGCGGCGGCCCGGCAGACGCUCUCCUCCGGAUGGGACCUGUCCGGGCUGUCGGGAGCGCGACCGGCAGCUGGAAAAGCCCGUCUCGAGGAGUUGGACACCAGCAACAUGCUUCUCCGCCAGCGAAUCAUCUUUCUCGGCUCCCCGGUGGAUGAUUUGACUGCGGAUCUUAUCACCAGUCAACUCUUACUGUUGGAUGCAAAGGACCACACAAAGGAUAUCAAGUUGUUUAUUAAUUCACCUGGAGGCUCCAUUACUGCAGGAAUGGGGAUUUAUGAUGCCAUGAAAUUUUGCAAGGCUGAUAUCUCAACUGUUUGCUUUGGAUUGGCGGCUUCCAUGGGUGCAUUUUUGUUAGCUGCUGGGACAAAGGGAAAGAGAUUUUGCAUGCCAAAUGCGAGAAUUAUGAUCCAUCAGCCAUCAGGGGGAGCUGGUGGGAAGGCCACAGAGAUGGGAUUGCAGAUAACAGAAAUGCUCUAUGAGAAGAUAAAGAUCAACAAGAUAAUGUCAAGGAUCACUGGAAAGCCUGAAGAGCAGAUUGACGAGGACACGAAGUUUGACUGUUUCAUGAGUCCUUGGGAGGCCAAGGAUUAUGGAAUAAUUGACAGCAUUGUAGAUGAGGGCAAACUUGGAUUGGUAGCUCCUGUAUCGGGAGCUGUGCCACCCCCAAAAUCACGUGUGUGGUACUUGUGGAACGCUUCAGGACCAACUAGAAAAAUAAUGAAAAAUCUACCUUCAGAGGAAAAGCUCAUUCGAAAUGGCAAUGGCAGUGUAAGUGGAGCUGAUGGAAUGCUGAAGGAGGCCUCAUCAACUUGAGAUAUGUCUACCAGCUUACAGCAUCACCAUGGGUUUAGGAUCAAAGAUGUGGCUUGCUAUACAGGCCAGAGCAUACAAUGUGCAAUUUUCAGGGUGCAGGUCUGUAUGCCUUGCCGGUACUCGAAGAUUGACUGUAGUGCUGUUUGUAUGCUGUAUUGUACUCCCUCCGUCCCAAAAUAUAAGAACGUUUUUGACAUUAUGCUAGUGUGAAAAACAUUCUUAUAUUUUGGGAUGGAGGGAGUAUUAUUUUUCCUGUAUACCGGUUGAUUUAUUGAUCUUGCAGUGCAACCAUCAUUUCGCAGGAGAAUAUAGCAUCCCUUGCUUA
Triticum aestivum (bread wheat) is the source of this 1312-nucleotide messenger RNA. RefSeq names its product ATP-dependent Clp protease proteolytic subunit 3, chloroplastic. The record is from RefSeq and is a predicted model, not a curated record. The transcript is spliced from 5 exons. The coding region runs from base 64 to 987 and encodes 307 amino acids. Gene Ontology annotation, molecular function: serine-type endopeptidase activity; ATPase binding; ATP-dependent peptidase activity. NCBI's taxonomy places the organism in Eukaryota, Viridiplantae, Streptophyta, Magnoliopsida, Poales, Poaceae. Gene Ontology annotation, biological process: protein quality control for misfolded or incompletely synthesized proteins. Gene Ontology annotation, cellular component: endopeptidase Clp complex.